Molecule: messenger RNA, 825 nt
Organism: Formica exsecta
Lineage: Eukaryota; Metazoa; Arthropoda; Insecta; Hymenoptera; Formicidae
Exons: 2
Coding region: 1-465 (154 amino acids)
Source: RefSeq, a predicted model, not a curated record
AUGAAGAAAGUACCGAGCAAACGAAUCCUCGCAAGACUGCCACGUGCGCAGCUGCCGCAGAAACCGUACGGAUUCUGUUGCGAAGAGAAAUUUCAAGAUCCUGAGAAACGCUACGAUAUGCGAAAUCCGCCCUUCGUGUCCUCCUUGACGAACGUAAUCCUGAACAAUGGUGGACCCGCGAUAAAGUUCCGUGUUCAAGACACCGGUCGGCUACCAUAUCCCAUUCAACUAAGAAUUCUCGAAGCUAAAGGUAUGGCUUAUUUGGGACGUUCUAAGCGAUGUAGAAGUCCUUUGCAAUGGUACUUGGAGGAUGAAAUUGCGCUCGCGCGUGAAUUCUUUGCUAAAAAGAGACAAGAUAAUUACAACAUGAGUAUGAAAAGAAAUCUGAUGAUUGCCAGACAAAAAGCAAGAGAACGUAAAAGACGCAUUAAGAGAAGAAAUUUGCGAAAGAUUACUCCAAAAUAGAAAUUUACACAGGAUAAUUGAAUAUUGGAAAAGUUAGUCUGAAGAAAUCCAUUGCAAAUUUAAAAAUAUUGUAAUAAAAUGUUUGAAGGUUUAAAUAUUGACAAUAAAACAAAUUUGUAAUAUUGUUAUAAAUUGCGAAUUUAAUUAAAUGCAUGGAUAAAUGCGACGCGUGGUAUAUAUUUUGUGUGAAAUAUUUAUUAGAAAAAAUAUUUUAGCAGAAUACAAAUAUUUAUACAGCUUCACCUAUUACCUACUGUAUCGUAUAUAUUAUAAUCGUAACAUAUUAUAUUAAUGUUAAUAUACAAAAUUGUAGGAAGAAGUAAAGGGAAUUAUAGAGUAAUAUAUGAUUCUUAUGUAUAU